Messenger RNA from Strongylocentrotus purpuratus (purple sea urchin), 1908 nucleotides. RefSeq names its product G-protein coupled receptor moody-like. NCBI's taxonomy places the organism in Eukaryota, Metazoa, Echinodermata, Echinoidea, Camarodonta, Strongylocentrotidae. Bases 69 to 497 code for a protein of 142 amino acids. The record is from RefSeq and is a predicted model, not a curated record. The transcript has 2 exons.
GUUCAAGGCAGUCGAUUGUUUUAGAGCUGCAAAAAAUAAAAAAUAAAAAAAAUAAAAAAAAUAGCGAAAUGGGAAAGAGAAAGACCAAUGAGUGCGCCAAUGGCGGUGCUAAUGCCCAGCAGAAAAGACAGAGAACAGCUGAAAAGAGUCGGAAGGGCACUAGGGCCAGCUCAAUUAGCAAGAAAACUAACAAUUCAGCGCAAACUCCGGCCAGCAGUUGCUCAGCCACAAGCAUCAACGGACGGGCGAGGCGCCGUCGUCAGGCAAGCAGCACAGAGAGGGCAUGGGCAGUGCAGUCUCGGCCGCUAACAGUAGACAGCGGAGUAGGCCUACCUGAAGCGAUCCCGGCAUUACCGGCAGCAGGCAUCCCACCAGCAAUUUCGAGCACCCCACCACCACCAGCAGCAGCCCUGAAUACCCAACCAUCACAGCCGGGAUCACAGUUGCAGUUACAGUCAACAGAUGUACCGAUUUCGCAAGCUGGCGCCGUUGGCUGAAGAAAGGGCCUCACCAAUACCGCCUGGAAUAUUACAGACCUAGCAAAAGAAACACAGAGGCUGCUGGGACAAUCUCUAGGGGAAGGAUCUCAGCGCGUGUAUCAGAGGGCAGUGGAUUCUUUUCAGGAAUUUCGGUUGAAUCACCAGUUGAAUCCUUCUUGGCCGGCAUCAGUAAAACAGGUCAUGGCAUUUAUUGCCCAACUUUCUAUCAGUGGGAAAGCACCCACGACAAUCACAGUGCAUGUUGCAGCCCUAGCGUAUUUACAUAACAUGCAUGGUUGGGCUGAUCCCACAAAACAUUUUUUGAUUAGGAAAAUGCAAGAAGGUAGUAGAAGAGACAAAUGUUGUGUAGAUACUAGAAGACCCAUCACAUGGGAGCUAAUGCGACAACUGUUGCCAAACCUAGCAUAUGUAUGUUUUUCACGAUACGAAGCAAUCAUGUUCAAGGCAGCGUACUUACUAGCAUUCUUUGGUUUCCUGAGAAUAGGGGAGUUCACCAUCCGAGGGAAGGGUGAUGAUACAAGGAAGGCGUUGAAUAUCACAAAUGUACAAUUAGGCCGAGGCAUUCCUGAAACUUUACUGUUACAAAUCCGAUUUUCUAAGACAGACCAAUAUGGGAAAUCUACCACUUUGAGGAUUAACGCAAACCGGGUAGAGGGGGUAUGCCCAGUACAGGCCAUGAAAUCAUAUUUACAAGCAAGGCCACAGGUAGAGGGUCUACUAUUCUGUCAUGAGAAUGGCUCCCCCCUUACAAGGUACCAGUUCAGUGCAGUCCUGAAAAAGAACAUUCAGCAAAUUGGGGCGAAUGUUAGUCGGUAUGGGACUCACUCUUUCUGAAUUGGGGCAGCUACCACAGCUGCCUUGAAUGGUGUGCCACCAGAACAAAUUAGGAAGAUGGGUAGGUGGCGCAGUGAAGUUUAUUUGCGCUAUAUAAGAUAAGUUACAUUUACUCCAUACUAAGUACUAGGGAGUUAUUACAAUUAUGAAAAUAAAGCUCACAAGAAAAUUUUAUAUUUUGUUCUUCCCAAAUAUAUGAACAUGUUACUUUCGGGAGUUUAACUAUUUUAUUUCAGGACGAGUACGCAACCGAGUCUGGAUAGUGGGGGACAGUAUCGUAAGAAGGGCCAAAGAGCGAGCCACUGCACAGAACCGCCUGCACUUGGGAGCAGAGAAGGGUGCAGUACAGUGGCAUGGUCAAGGAGGUGCUACUCUCCAGGACCUCCCCCGAAUGGUCACAAAUAGGUUGAAUUACAACGCACCACCUGCACUGGCGAUCGUUCACCUGGGAACAAACGACUUGGGUCAGAGAGAUGCAUGCCGUUGCAGAAUCGCAAUCGAUACAGCAAUUCAAACUCUACGAGCAAGAAUGCCAGGAACCCACAUAGCCUGGUCUGGUAUUCUUCCAAGAUUG